Messenger RNA from Colletotrichum karsti, 2316 nucleotides. Its product is annotated as serine threonine-protein kinase mak. The record is from RefSeq and is a predicted model, not a curated record. NCBI's taxonomy places the organism in Eukaryota, Fungi, Ascomycota, Sordariomycetes, Glomerellales, Glomerellaceae. Gene Ontology annotation, biological process: protein phosphorylation; intracellular signal transduction. Bases 1 to 2316 code for a protein of 771 amino acids. Gene Ontology annotation, molecular function: ATP binding; protein serine/threonine kinase activity. Gene Ontology annotation, cellular component: cytoplasm; nucleus. The transcript is spliced from 2 exons.
AUGGCUCUCGAAGACCGAUUCGAGGUUCUUAAGGAGAUUGGCGAUGGUAGUUUUGGCAGUGUCGUUCUCGCCCGGGUCCGUAGCGCAGGUGCUAGUGUGGCUCGUCGCGGUACGGUGGUUGCCAUCAAAACUAUGAAGAAGACUUUCGAGUCCCUCUCUCCGUGCUUAGAGCUUCGCGAGGUCGUCUUCCUCAAGACCCUUCCCAACCACGCUCACCUCGUCCCCGCCCUUGACAUCUUCCUCGACCCUUACAGCAAAAAGCUUCACAUUGCCAUGGAGUACAUGGAGGGCAACCUGUACCAACUGAUGAAGGCUCGCGACCACAAGUGCCUCGACAACGCCAGCGUCAAGAGCAUUCUUUUCCAAAUCAUGCAGGGUCUCGAACACAUCCACGCCCACCACUUCUUCCACCGCGACAUCAAGCCCGAAAACAUCCUCGUAUCUACAUCCUCUCACCAAGAUACUGUCGGUUCCUUCCGCAGAUAUUCCGCCCUCGUAACGCCCCCUUCUACUCCCCCGAACUACACCGUCAAGAUUGCCGACUUCGGUCUCGCCCGCGAAACCCACUCCAAGUUGCCCUACACGACGUACGUUUCGACGAGAUGGUACAGAGCACCCGAGGUGCUUCUGCGUGCUGGCGAGUACUCCGCGCCCGUCGACAUCUGGGCGGUAGGCGCGAUGGCAGUCGAGAUUGCCACUUUGAAGCCGCUUUUCCCGGGCGGCAACGAGGUCGACCAAGUUUGGAGAGUCUGCGAAAUCAUGGGAAGCCCCGGAAACUGGUACAACAAGGCAGGUGCCCGCGUUGGCGGCGGUGAAUGGAGAGAGGGCACCAGACUGGCCGGCAAACUCGGUUUCUCCUUCCCCAAGAUGGCUCCCCACGCCAUGGACACGAUUUUGCAAGCACCUCAAUGGCCCGCCGCGCUGAGCCACUUCGUUACCUGGUGCUUGAUGUGGGACCCCAAGACGCGCCCGACCUCGACGCAGGCCAUUGCCCACGAGUACUUCGUCGAUGCCGUCGAUCCCCUCAGACCCAAGUCUUCAGCCUCGAGAAUCCUCGGUCGCAAACAAUCAGACAUCAGCCGCGGCAAGGACUCGAACUCGUCCACCCCGACAUCAUCCAAGCCGUCAUGGUUCAGGAAGUCUCUCAUCGGUCGCUCGGAGAGCGCCGAAGUCGCCGUCGCUCAACCAGUCUCAAAGGACACGACGCCGAGGCCUUCUCCCGUUCCCUCGCACACGACCAACGAGGUGCCUGUGGCGAAGACACGCCCUGCCCAGUCCAAGCGUACGACCUGGACAAAUGGCCCUUCCAAUGUCGCCCCCAUGCCGAUACUCCCCACGAUCCGCCCCAUCUCGCCCCUGUCGGAUACCGUUACUGCCCAGGCAAGCAACGGCUACAACGACUCGUACGCCAACGGUAACAACCGUGCUGCUCAGAUGGAUGAGAAGAAGAAGAUUGGCAGGCAAUUAUCGGUCGCCUCGAGCACUAACCACUAUGCGGAAAUCCAUCGUCAGCAGGCAGAGCGGGCUCUGAACGGAAACGGCGGUCUCGCAUCUCCUCCCAGCGGUCACAAGGAGAGCUUUUUCUCCCACCUCAGGAAACGCGCCCGUCGCUUCUCUGGCCGCCACCAAGCACCAAUGUCCCCGAACUCGGACGACGUGGAGGCUCAGGCAGGCUGCGGUCCCUGGAACAGCAACCGGUCGUCAAUGGUGAUUGACAACGCUCCUACGCCCCCGCCGAAGCCCGCGGAAAUCUACGAGCCGCUCGACAAGGCACUGAGAGAAGUUCAACAGAACCGUGACAACGCUCCCGUCCCGCCCGCGCAUCUGAUUACCCCUAACAGCACGUUGAAGAGGCAUCACUCGCUGCCGCAACACCAGCCGCGUUCUGUCGACAACCUCAUGGGAGCUGGCCGUGGAACUGGGCCGAUUUCAAGUCGCACCCGCAGAUCCCAGGCAGUUCAGGGUGUUCAGCACUACGACGCACCCGAUGAGGAGGAUGAACUGCUCGACGAGGUUCUCAACUCUACCCACCGAGCCAUGAAGCGCCUCGAGAACCCUCCCAACGCAAAGCCUGGUCUGCGUCAACCGGUCAGCAAUGUGCCGAUGAUGAACCCUUACCCCACUCCGUCACCUUCAGCCAACGGCAACGGCGUCCUCUUCGGUGAGAACCAUGAGGCAGUCACUCCCAAGCCUUUGGAUCUCAAGAAGCCGAACGGCGCUGAAAGCCAGUACAAGUGGCCCACGCCACCGUAUGAGGAGAGCGAGUGGGCUGCGUCAGCAUCAGCAAGCAUAUGGGCUGCCAGCAAUCGGUUCUAG